Calypte anna (Anna's hummingbird) is the source of this 5242-nucleotide messenger RNA. It is a transcript of the gene RBL2, whose product is annotated as RB transcriptional corepressor like 2. Gene Ontology annotation, molecular function: RNA polymerase II transcription regulatory region sequence-specific DNA binding. Gene Ontology annotation, biological process: regulation of transcription by RNA polymerase II; negative regulation of G1/S transition of mitotic cell cycle; cell differentiation. Gene Ontology annotation, cellular component: nucleus; transcription regulator complex; chromatin. NCBI's taxonomy places the organism in Eukaryota, Metazoa, Chordata, Aves, Apodiformes, Trochilidae. The record is from RefSeq and is a predicted model, not a curated record. The transcript has 22 exons. The coding region runs from base 11 to 3379 and encodes 1122 amino acids.
GGGGUGCGGGAUGCCGGGCGGGGAGGAGGAGGAGGCCGAGGCGGGGGCCGGGGGGGCCCCCACAGCCCCCUCCCCGCCGGCCGAAGAAGGGGAGACCCGGCAGCGCUAUGAGGAGCUGUGCAGCAGCCUCAACAUGGACGAGCGCGCCCGCUCCGAGGCCUGGAUCAGCUACCAGAGCAUGAAGCGGAACUACACCCUGGAGGGCAAUGAUCUGCACUGGCUGGCGUGUGCCUUGUAUGUGGCCUGCAGAAAAGCAAUUCCAACUGUGAGCAGAGGGACAGCUGAGGGAAAUUAUGUAUCUUUAACCAGAAUUCUGCGCUGCUCAGAACAAAGCUUAAUUGAGUUUUUUAACAAGAUGAAGAAGUGGGAAGACAUGGCAAAUCUGCCCUCCCAGUUCAGAGAACGAACUGAGAGGUUGGAGAGGAACUUCACUGUCUCUGCAGUCAUUUUUAAGAAGUAUGAGCCCAUUUUUCAGGACAUUUUCAGAUAUCCUCAAGAAGAUCAACCUCGACAACAGAGAGGAAGAAAACAGAGGCGACAGCCCUGUACUGUGACUGAAGUGUUCCAGUUUUGCUGGGUGCUGUUUGUUCAUGCAAAAGGUAAUUUUCCUAUGAUCAGUGAUGAUUUGGUCAAUUCCUACCACCUCCUGUUAUGUGCUUUGGAUCUGGUGUAUGGAAAUGCUCUCCAGUGUCCCAACCGCAGGGAGCUUCUGAAUCCUAAUUUCAAAGGUCUACCUGAAGACUUCCAUAGUAAGGAUUAUAAACUAUCAGCUGAUCCUCCCUGCAUCAUUGAAAAACUGUGCUCGUUACAUUAUGGAUUGGUUUUAGAAGCAAAGGGCAUAAAGGAACAUUUUUGGAAGCCAUAUAUCCGGAAACUCUUCGACAAAAAGCUUUUAAAAGGAAAAGAUGAGAAUCUGACUGGAUUCCUAGAUCCUGGGAACUUCGGAGACAGCUUCAAAGCCAUCAACAAGGCCUACGAGGAGUACGUUCUGUCAGUAGGGAACCUGGAUGAGCGGAUAUUCCUCGGGGAGGAUGCUGAUGAAGAGAUUGGAACCCUCACAAGGUGCUUGAACACAACUUCAGGAAUGGAAACAGCCGAACGAGUACAAGUGAAACAUAAUUUGCAGCAGCACUUUGACAGGUCCAAAUCACUUCGGAUUACAACCCCACUUACUGGCCGCAAGUAUAUUAAAGAGAGCAACCCAUAUGAGACUCCUGUUUCCAUAGCAACACACAGCUUGAGCCGCCUUCAUUCCAUGCUGGCAGGACUGAAAAAUGCCCCCAGUGAAACUCUGGAGCACAUACUCAGGUCAUGUUCCAGAGAUCCUUCUCAGUCUAUUGCAAACAGAGUAAAGGAAAUGUAUGAAGUUUACUGCCAGAACAUGCAGGCUGAGGGAGAAUUCACUAAUUUUUCCAAAGAUGUUGCCAGUAAGCAUUUCCGUCUGGCUGAGGUGCUGUACUACAAGGUCUUGGAGUCAGUCAUUGAGGAGGAGAGGAGGAGACUGGGAGAUGCUGACUUAUCUGCAAUCCUGGAGCAAGAUGUGUUCCACCGAUCCCUGCUGGCCUGCUGCCUGGAGAUCAUCACCUUCACAUACAACCCACCUGGGAACUUCCCCUACAUCACUGAAAUAUUUGACAUUCCAGUUUAUCAUUUCUAUAAGGUAAUUGAGGUUUUCAUUAGAGCAGAGGAUGGGCUUUGUCGGGAAGUAGUAAAACACCUCAACCAUAUUGAAGAACAGAUCUUGGAAAGUAUGGCAUGGAAACAGGAAUCCAUCCUGUGGGACAGGAUCAGAGAGAAUGACAACAAAGUUCCCAGUUGUGAAGAGGUAAUGCCACCCCAGUAUUACGAGAGAUCUGCUGGGAACAGUGUUGUGGGUUCUCCAUUGACACCAAGACGGAUAAACGAGGUUCGUGCUGAAACUGGAGGCCUAGGAAAAGGCCUCUCUUCCUCUCCAACAACCCUGUAUGACAGGUACAGUUCUCCUGCAGCCAACCCCACCAGGAGGAGACUGUUUGCUGAUAAUGAUAACACCUCUGACACUGGAAGUGCAGUGAGAGUUUCCCAGCAGCCCGUGGUAAAUCCGGUGCCCGUGCAGAACAUGAAUCCAGAAGCAAUGUCGGUAGCUCCGGUGCCUGGCCAGACCCUGGUUACAGUGGCAACUGCCACCGUGACAGCCAAUAAUGGGCAAACUGUUACAAUCCCAGUGCAAGGUAUUGCCAAUGAAAAUGGAGGAAUAACUUUCUUCCCAGUCCAAGUCAAUGUAGGUACCCAGCCUCAAGCUGUCUCUGGUCCCAUCCAGCCACUCAGUGCCCAGACCCUCACUGGCACCUUGAACACUCAGAUGGCUGGGGCAGCACUGCAAUUACCAGGCCAAUUAACUGUCCAGCAGAUCUCCCCUGGAGAGCAAAGACAAAUCCAGCAGUUCCCCACCUCCAGCAGGCCCCGCAAGAUGGGCUCACUUGGACUCUUUUUCAGAAAGGUUUAUCAUUUAGCGAGUGUUCGCCUGCGGGAUCUCUGUCUGAAACUCGACAUACCCGACGAGCUGCGGAAGAAGAUCUGGACCUGUUUUGAGUAUUCCUUGAUGCACUGCCCUGAAAUCAUGAUGGACAGACACCUGGAUCAGCUGCUGAUGUGUGCCAUCUAUGUGAUGGCUAAGGUUACUGAGGAGGACAGAUCAUUUCAGAACAUCAUGCGCUGCUAUCGGACACAGCCACAAGCCCAGAGCCAUGUGUACCGCAGUGUCCUGAUCAGAGGCAGGAGCCGCCGCCGCUCGGGCAGCAGUGACAGCAGCAGCCAGAGCUCACCCACGGACAGAAGCAAAGAGAAAAACAAAGAAAGAAGCAGCAGAGACUCCAGCCCCGUCAUGCGCUCCAGCAGCACCCUGCCCGUCCCGCACCCCAACAGCGCGCCCCCCACCCCCACCCGCCUGACAGGUGCCAACAGUGACACCGAGGAGGAGGAGAGAGGAGACCUGAUACAGUUCUACAACAACAUCUACAUCGAGCAGAUUAAAGACUUUGCCCUGAAGUACACCUCAAACGCAACGGAUUCUCCUCCACUCUCGCCCUACCCGUUUGUCCGGCUUGGCUCCCCCCGCAGAGUGCAGCUGUCCCAGAACCACCCCGUCUACAUCUCCCCACACAAAAAUGAGUCUACUCUCUCUCCAAGGGAGAAAAUAUUCUAUUAUUUCAGCAGCAGCCCAUCUAAGAGGCUAAAGGAAAUCAACAGCAUGGUUAGAACUGGAGAAACUCCAACAAAGAAGAGAGGCAUCCUCCUGGAGGAUGGUACUGAAGCACCAGCUAAGCGGGUCUGCCAGGAGAAUCACACUGCUCUCCUAAGAAGACUACAAGAUGUAGCAAAUGACAGAGGCUCUCACUGAGUCCAGUGUCUCAGCACAGGGAUUCCCUUCCUGCUGCUUCGCUGGACCAGGCUGCUUAGGGUAGGAGUCACCAAGCCUGUGCAGGUGUCCCCAGCCAGGCUCUCCUCUUCUCACCUCACUGCCAUGGCCGUGACCCAUCUCCUGCUGGACUGCUCUGAGCCUCUGUACUCAUCAGAAAGGGGCAAGAGGAGAGUUGCCCACAACACCUGGGACAGCAAGGAUGUGCUCCAAACCCUGCAACCCAACCUAUCACAGGGCAGGAGAUCCAUCUCUAGGCUAUGGCUUUGGUGAGCACCUGAAGAGUUUCUUGGUGCUUGGAGAAGGCACCCCUGAUAGAGCUUGCUACCUACCAACAGGUAUUUAGAGUUGUUUCCUCUAGUGAGUCCAGUUAUGCUGUUUUUAUCAGAGCUUUACCAUUUUCAUCUGUGGACUAGAAAAUUAUACCUGCAUCAGACAUGGGAACACCACACCAAGAGAACCACACUCAACAGUGGCUUGGUUUUACAGUAACAAACUCCACAAAAGCAAUGACUUAGAAGUAAUACUCCAGCCAAGUCCAGUUCUGCUUGGAGAGGGAAGACAGGAGUGAUAUUUUUAAGCCCUGAAGGAAGCUAUCAGAAUGGACCCUCUCCAUAGUCAGGAUGUUUCUGGUGCCCCUGAAAACCAUCACCUUGUUUUGCUAUAAUGUCCAGGCACCUUGCUGUGUAUAAAGGUAGAGAAUUCCGUUGAUGCAUUGUUUUUAGCUGUGCAAUGUUUGAAAGUGAACUGAUGUUCAAAAGGUGGCACUUUUGAUAGGGCUGUGAAGCAUCAUUUUAAGGCAGAUUAGUUUUGCUGUAUAUUUGCAAUGGCACUUUCUAAAUGUGAAUAUUUUGUUUUCAAAGGCUGACUUCAGCUUUCUUUCUGUAUUGAAGCAAUUUGACUUUUGUAUUUAUUUUCAAAUUGACAUCCCACAGCUCCCUGCUUCAGCAAAUGGCAUUAGGAAUUUGUUUUCACUUGAUAUAUAUGCAAUAAUGGAGCAGGAAGCUAGGGAUGUUGGCUUUUUUCAAGGAAUUUUAUAUGCUUGUAAUGUUACUUCAGAUUGCUUUUCUUGAGAGUCAGAAACUGCCCACCUCACUUACUCAGUAGAAGGAUGGUGGCAUCUCCAUCUCGUGAAACAUAUACUGAGCUCUACUGCUUGUUUUUAAAGGAGGGGGUUUGGGGAGGGGGAGGGAAGGGUGGUUUUAUUUUUAAAAUUGACUUAAUCAGGCUGCCUGGGAGAAACCUCUCCCCUCAUAACAGGAUAAGGAAGUGGUGCAUAUAUCAGACUUACGACUUGUUUUCAUUUUAAAUAGUUCUAAAAUACCAGACUUACUAGGAAAGCAUUAAACAUACUAACAACCAGUACAGUACUAAUGUAUUCCUGUUCAGUGCCAUAGCUGGGGACAGCAGUGGCUUUCAUGUAAAAUGCAGCAUACUUGCUGCAAGGUUUUAUAAGGAAGCAAAAGUUAAAAACUCCAUGUUUUCAGUCAUUCCUGCUUCACUGAAUAAUGGGAAAGUUUAGGACUUAAAUCCACUGUAAAUUCAACUGAAGUUAAAAAAAGGAACUUUCAUUAAUACCUGCAUAACAGAAAGGCUUGAGAAAUUGUGUAGAUGUUUCUGUAAAGAUAUUUAUGAAAUUGUCAGACAAUUCUUGUUACUCUGUACCAUUUACAUUACUUUGUAUGAAAAUAUUGCAAGUGUAUUUUUCAAUAAAGAUUUUAUAAACUCACAAUUUUGGGUUCUUGUGUGAAAAGCUAAAAACAAUCUGUAGCUCUCAACUAAGUUUGACCAUCUAGUGCAAAAAAGAAAAUAACAGGAUGCUCCUGUAGCUGGGGUCCUCAAGGC